Molecule: messenger RNA, 702 nt
Organism: Haliotis rufescens (red abalone)
Lineage: Eukaryota; Metazoa; Mollusca; Gastropoda; Lepetellida; Haliotidae
Product: hemagglutinin/amebocyte aggregation factor-like
Exons: 5
Coding region: 100-642 (180 amino acids)
Source: RefSeq, a predicted model, not a curated record
CUUCAUCCGUGUGCGCGUGUAUAAAUAGGUUCACAGAGCAAGUGUGCCGUACAGCUUGUUAAUCACGCACGUGCAUCAUUUGUACACGGCGAAAAAAACAUGACGUUCUUGGUAUUUGUGCUGGCUGUGUUGGCAACGGUUUGCCUGUGUAACGCUGCGGUAUUUGUCAACGACUGGGACCAGUCCUUUAAACGCCAGUGUCCGUCGGGGACGUCUCUCAGUUCCAUCUACAGCGAGCACAGCAACUACCGGGAGGACAGACGCUGGUCCCUCGCUUGUGCUAGGACAGGGGCAACGGCGUCAUGCGCGUGGUCACCCAGCCAGAGUGACUCCUACGCCAACAACUACGACGAACUUCUUCUGUUUCAAUGCCCUGACCAGGGCGUCAUCACGGGGAUAGACAGUCGCCAUAGCAACAGUCGCGAGGACAGGCAGUUCAAGUUCAGGUGCUGCACGAUCCCAGACGUCAUGCUGACGGAGUGCACAUACACCGCCUGGCAGAACGACUACGACAAAACCAUGGACUUCAAGGUGCCUGCCGGGAAAGUCCUCAGAGGGGCAUUCAGUCUCCAUAACAACAAAAAGGAGGACCGGCGCUGGAUCUUUACGGUCUGUUCCACUGUGCGCGUGCGGCGUUCGUAGGAACAGCUGUCCUCGUGGUGUCACUGCACGUAUAGAGGUCAAAUAAAACUGUAAAAUACA